Messenger RNA from Micropterus dolomieu (smallmouth bass), 1153 nucleotides. RefSeq lists its product as uncharacterized. The record is from RefSeq and is a predicted model, not a curated record. The coding region runs from base 86 to 814 and encodes 242 amino acids. Lineage: Eukaryota; Metazoa; Chordata; Actinopteri; Centrarchiformes; Centrarchidae. The transcript is spliced from 6 exons.
CAGGCAGGCGUGACUCAGCAGGACAGGCAGACAGAGCAGGACAGGGUAAACAAGCUUCAUCGCGAAUCCCAGGACGUUUUUCUCCAUGUAUAUCAAAUUUUGUCGCAGUUAUGGCGAGGAUAAAAAAGACAAAGCCGGUGAAAACUUGUCACCAGAGUCCAAGUUAUCUGUUGAACUGGAAGGGGGAAAAGGCAAACAGACUGAGGGAAACAUACGUCUGUACCGUGCUGUGUGUGUGAUCCUCACAAUAAUCUGCCUGGUCCUGCUGCUGGUCGUCAUUAUCCUCAGUGCAAAAUUCCAAACUGGAUCCGCAGUCUGCCCGGACAUAGAGGAAACUAAAGCAACAGACAGGCAAAGCCCUUCAUUUACUCCAACAUGCAACUAUGAACAGUGCCAGACUCACUUCAGCAACAUUCAACCCCAGUAUCUCGGCUGUCAGCAGUGCGCUGAUGGGUGGCUGACUUUUGGCCGAUCGUGUUUUUUCCUGUCCACCGUCAGGCUGAGCUGGGAUGAGAGCCAGAGGAACUGCAGCGCUAGAGGAGGAUCUCUUGCUGUUAUUAACAGCCAGUUGGUUCAGCGUUUUCUGACUAAGGAGGGGAAAAUGAAAUACUGGAUCGGGCUGAGAAACAAAAAAGAAACAUGGACCUGGGUCAACAACACUGUGCUGCGAGAGAGUUAUUGGGCUGAAGCACCAGUGGGGAAUUGUGGGAUCCUCAACAGUGGAAACCCACCUGAGAAGAACUGGAUCGCAGCUUCCUGCGAGGCCUACACCUACUUCAUCUGUCAGCUGCAGAUGCAACCGCCUAUUUCUUAACAGAAUGUUGAAAAAACCAAAAUUCUGCCAACAGGCUUCAACUCUUCAAUAACAUCUCAAAUGAUUUAUCUUUCCACUUCACAUUUCAAUCAGUACUACCCAGCAGAAAAAGAUUAAGCUCCUUAGAUAAUAGUUUUAUAUUUAAUUGUUUAAAAAUAUGUUCAGUCAGAUGUUUGUAAGCAAUUCUUGUAGCAUUGUGUUUCCUAAUUUGUAUUCUAUGAUGUCAGUUAUGCCUACAAGUACUAUUAAGCACUAAUCAUUGUACUACUUGGAUAGGCUACUGGAUGAUUACUUAUACUGCUGUUUGACUUUAUCACAAAUAAAGGCCAGUCAAUUUGG